AUGGGUUGGGAAGCUUUUCUUCAGGUGUUAGCAAAACUCUUCUUGGGUGUUCUUUCCUGGCCUUCAUUUAAUUUGGUUUAUACCCUGUAUGCUUCCAUUCAGGCUAUAGAGAGUGACUCUCACUCCAGAAAUCAGCAAUGUCUUUCUUACUGGGUUAUGUUUGCUUUGUACAAAAUCUCAGAGGAAGCGCUUGGAAAACUUUUUUACUGGCUUCCGGUGUGGCCCUACACAAAGGGUGCCAUUACCGUCUUGCUGGUGUUACCUUACUUUGGUGGUGCUUCUUAUCUGUACAAGCAUUUUAUUAGGCCCUAUAUUUCUGAGAAUUCAGUUAUAUGGAAAUGGAACAUCCUGUCCAUACAAAGGAUAAAUGGUUUCAGUUCAGGGGAGGAUAACUAUCCUGAUGUAGUUGAUAAAAACGUUAUCAGGACCGAACCACAAAAGUCAGAGGGAGCUGUCAUAUUUAAGGGAACACCUGCGUCAAGUUCUGAAACAGAAGGAAGGGAGUAUACUUCGCCUAGUAGUCCAAAGAAAAUUCAGAAGGAGUGGACCUGUGCUCUUUGUCUAAUUAGCACUACAAGUGGAAAAUGUUUGAAGAAACACCUCCGAGGGAAAAAACAUAAGAACCAAGUAGAAGCACUAAGAACUUACAAACAAGGCCCCAGUAGUGGAUACGAAUCGUCCCUAAAGCUGAAGAGAACAAAUGGAAUGAUUUUUAAUCUAAACCAAAUGGCAAGAGCAAAUGGAAAGAUUUUUAAUCUAAACCAAAUGGCAAGAGCAAAUGGGAAGAUUUUUAAUCUAAACCAAAUUGCAAGAGCUAACCUGGAAAAAUGGAGCGGCAUUCUAAGCCCAGUUUCCAGACCAAUUAGAAAGUGUAUAUGGAAAAAGCCGGAGCUCGGAUGGACAAAAUUAAAUACAGAUGGAUCUGUAGACCGAGAAAAUGCUGGUUAUGGUGGUCUACUUCGUGAUUAUAAGGGUGAGCCAAUAUGUGCUUUUGUCUCUAAAGCUCUAGGAGAUGACAUUUUUUUGGUUGAACUAUGGGCUAUAUGGAGAGGCCUUGUUCUUGCCUUGAGUCUUGGGAUUAAAGUAAUAUGGGUCGAGUCUGAUUCAGAGAGCGUUGUGCAGACCAUUAAUAGAGACCGGCCUUACGGUCAAAAGGCUAGUAGCUGUUUGAAGCAUAUCUGGGAACUUCUAAAGAAAUUCGACAAGCACCAGGUAUCUCAUUCAUGGCGUGAAACUAACAGGGCUGCUGAUCAUCUUUCAAAAAUGGUUCUUUUGGGAAGUGAUGUUGUUUUCUGGCCAGUGGAUUUUCCUGAUAGCCUUUGUAACAUUAUCAAGGAGGAUGCCGAAGGCAGGAUAUAUUUUAGAUGUUGA
Molecule: messenger RNA, 1371 nt
Organism: Prunus armeniaca (apricot)
Lineage: Eukaryota; Viridiplantae; Streptophyta; Magnoliopsida; Rosales; Rosaceae
Source: the annotation of a GenBank genome assembly